Molecule: messenger RNA, 1341 nt
Organism: Triticum aestivum (bread wheat)
Lineage: Eukaryota; Viridiplantae; Streptophyta; Magnoliopsida; Poales; Poaceae
Exons: 2
Coding region: 299-1105 (268 amino acids)
Source: RefSeq, a predicted model, not a curated record
UGAGCCCACAGCCCACAGCGACGCGACCUAGUCACCAGUCACCAGGACGCGCCGCCGCUCGGCGCUUACCCAGUCUGCCGCCGCCGCUCCUUCUCAUCGGUAGUUCGGCGCUGACCGCCGGUGGCCGGAGGCCCGAAGCAACCGCCGCGACCCGCCGACCCGCCGAGCCGGACCAGACGGUCGCACUGCCGCUCAGGAGGAGCUCCUCUCGCCCGCGCCUCCGGUACCGACGGUCGACGCCCUCGUCUCCUCCGACCCUCCCCGCUCCCAGUGCCGGCCGUGGCCUCGGCCUCGUGCCAUGAUGGCGGAAGAGGACGUUGACUGGACACAGGUGUUUGAUCGGGUCAAAGGUUCAAUCUUUUCCAUCCAGUUUGCUCCGAAACAAGACCAGCUCGAAGAACUCAAAAUCCUGGCUGAUGAGGUCAAGACAGUAAAAGAUAAAGAAUCGCGGUACGACAAGGUCAGGAAUGGGCAUUCUUCUACUGGUUUUGCCUACUAUUCUAGACCAACCGGACUGCUAAUCAUGACAAGUGCACACGGUUUGAGCCAUCUCUUCAAUGCGUCUCGACCUUUGACACGAGAGACACUGGAUAUGAUGGACAUUACUGUCUUAUGUGAUCACCAGGAAGAAACUAUUCAGGAAGCUAGGUUGGUUAAUGCUGUCAGGAAGUACGGCACUGCAACAGUAGCUGGGGUUGAUUCAGGUGAAGAUACAAUUGUUCUGAGUGUUGAGAACAGCAGCCUCAAGAAUUACUCAGACGAUGGCGUAUGCGCCCAAGCACACCCUACCCUUGAGAUCUCUGCCAAAACUCCAAUAAAUCAUAGGCAGUGCAUGAUGGUGUCUUGGCCGUCCAAUAUGCCUAGAAUGGUCUCUAUAGGUACAACUGUUUCUUCAAGGGGGAUUGACAUGCCCGAUCCUUUGGGGUACAACAUGAAUGUAUUGGAAGUCGACAUGAGAACUGCUGAGAGCUCGUCCGGGGCGCCGCUGUUCAACUCAAACGGCGAGGUCAUUGGUAUUCUGCAAGGGAGACUGAGUCGGACCCGCUCGAUCUUCGUGGCGGUGUCACAUCUGCAUGGAUGGGUCCAAGCAGCUCAUGGCGCAUGAGUUAAAGCUGCAAAUCGUCGACCAAAAUAGAAUUUAGGCUCUAUUUAUCUUGGCAUGUAGUAAUUCUCUGUUAGUAACACUCAUUCCGUAUGUUAAGACAUUAAUUUAUGUCUCCUCUUGCCUUGGUUUGGCGGUUGGGUCGCCUGUGCUAGUGGCAAACAAAAAACUGUUAGUAAUAUGUAGCAUCCAUAAUUGCCAAUGGUAAGUGUAAGUCUCGGAAGUACAGUAUGACAAAA